Suillus subaureus is the source of this 447-nucleotide messenger RNA. RefSeq lists its product as uncharacterized. The transcript is spliced from 2 exons. Lineage: Eukaryota; Fungi; Basidiomycota; Agaricomycetes; Boletales; Suillaceae. The record is from RefSeq and is a predicted model, not a curated record. Bases 1 to 447 code for a protein of 148 amino acids.
AUGGUUCAUUAUCAUAUCCUUAUCAACCCCACAGGGAAGAAGGGUAAAUUCUGUGGGGUUGACUGGUGCAUGGAGCUAAAUAAUCUAUUCACAAAGGUGAUCAAUGGAGGCAAGGGCUCAAACCGCACAGUAGCAUGCAUCAUAUUGGAGUUUCCACUAGUGCAAAUAUACCAUAACCUGCACAGCAAUUUUCAAAGCAAUUUCUUGCACAACAACCUCUCAGCACAACAUGGUGAAUCAAACAUGGCAAAAACUUUUCAAGCACUAUGUACAUACAUGGCUGGGCAUUCUGCCAAUGAAGUGAAACAUGGAAGGAAGAGUCACCAUAAGGUCCCUGACCUCCUUGCAAAGGGACAGGAAUUGAUGAGUGCCAGGGAUGGAGCAGACACAGAGGACAGAGCGGAAGAGGGAGCUAUGGAUGUGGAUGUGGACAUGGACGAUGUCUGA